GACUUGGGAGAAGUGGCCCCGGAAAUAAAACCAUCAGAAAGAGGAACAGCUUUGGCCAUUGCAGAUUUGGAAUGGAGAGAAAUGGAGGGAGAUGAUGGUGAGUUUCAUUAUGGAGAUGGUUCCAAUGAAACUCAGGACAAUGACUUCCUGACAGUGGAGAGAAGCCGGCUGCAAGAAAUGCUGUCCCUUCUGGGACUAGAGACAUACCAGACCCAGAAACUCAGCCUCCAAGACUCUCUGCAGAUCAGUUUUGAUAGCAUGAAGAACUGGGCUCCUCAGGUACCCAAAGAUUUGCCUUGGAAUUUCCUAAGAAAGCUGCAGGCCCUCAACGCCGAGGCCAGAAACACCACCAUGGUGCUGGAUGCACCCCCAGACGCCCGGCCUGGGGAGAAGGAGAGCCAGAUGGAGGAGGAGGUCCUUUACUGGGACAUGACUGACGACGUCGCUGCCGACAUCUACUCCUUCUCGGAGCUGCCCACCCCGGACACACCUGUGAACCCUCUGGACCUCCUCUGUGCCCUUCUGCUGUCCUCAGACAGCUUCCUACAACAGGACAUCCUGUUGAAAAUGUUCCUCUGCCAGUUUGCACUCCCCCUUGUGUUGCCCGACUCGGAAAACCACUACCACAUGUUCCUGCUGUGGGCCCUGAGGGGCCUCGUGAGGACAUGGUGGUCGCAGCCCCUGAGGGGGCCGGGGAACUUCAGAGAGGACAGCGUGACCCUCCCCAGGAUGCCGACUUUUGCCUUUGUGCGCAUGGAGGUGAGCAGCAACUCCAAGUCGCAGCUUCUCAAUGCUAUCCUCAGCCCGGGCCAUAGACCACGGGAUUGCUUUUGGCACCGAGACCUGAACUUGGGUGCCAGUCCCCGGGAAAUCGCAGAUGGGCUUGUGGAAGUCUCCUGGUUUUUCCCAAGCGGCAGGGAGGAUGUGGACAUUUUCCCAGAGCCUGUGGCCUUCCUAAACCUGAGAGGUGACAUUGGGUCUCAUUGGCUCCAGUUUAAGCUGUUGGCAGACAUCUCCUCUGCCGUGUUCAUAAUGACUGACAACAUCAGUAAGAAGGAGUACAAACUGCUGUUCUCUAUGAAGGAGUCAAACACGAAAUACUAUUUUAUCCUGAGCCCCUACCGGGGCAAGCGGAACACAAACCUUCGAUUCCUGAAUAAAUUAAUCCCUGUGCUAAAAAUCGACUACUCACAUGUCCUCGUGAAGGUCAGCAGCACAGACAGCGAGAGCUUUGUACGGAGGCUGCGGUCCAUCGUGCGCUGCGUGGUGAGGUCUCCCUGCAGGAGGGUGUCAGUGGAAGACAUGGCCAAUGCGGCCCGCAAGCUGGGCCUCAGAGUCGAUGAGGACUGUGAGGAGUGUCAGAAGGCCAAAGAGCGCAUGGAGAAGAUCACCAGGAAGAUCAGAGACCCUGAGGCCUACAAGAGAGAGGAGCUGCGGCUGCAAGGAGAGCCCUGGAGGAAGGUGGCUCAGGUGGAGAAGGAGCUCUGCCAGCUGCGGUGGGCUGCAGACCCGCCCGACAAGAGCAGGUCGGAGCUGAGGGGCCGGCUGCUGGAGCUGCGAGCUCAGCAAAACAGCCUGGACCCCGCCUGGGGGCUGCAGGAGUUUGUCAGGGGCAUCAGCUGCCCCUCGCCCGGGGAGAAGCAGUACUUCCUGAAGUGGAUGGAGCUGGGCCUGGCGCGCCUGGCCCAGCAGAGGCUGAGGCCACCUCCAGAGACUCUGCUUAGCCUGAGGGCCAAGCACUGUGGGGCCCUGGACCCCACAGAGCCCCUCUGGCCUGAUCCCUUGGGAGUGGGACACUUCCUGCGGGAAAUGGGCCAGUUCUAUGAAGCUGAAAGCUGCCUGGUUGAAGCGGGCAAGUUGUCCACAGGCCAGAGGCGGUUUGCCCACUUCCCAAGCCUGGCCUUGGAGCUGCUUUUCAGGGGGCUCCCCCUGGAGUUAGUGGAUGGGGGCAGCCUAAGUGUCCCUCUGCAUUGGAUCACGGGGCUGCUGAAGGAACUGCACACCCGGCUGGACAGGAGGUCACGCCUAGUGGUCUUGUCGGCUCUGGGGGUACCUGGUACGGGCAAGUCCACGCUGCUGAACACCAUGUUUGGGCUGCGGUUUGCCACUGGGAAGAGCAGCAACCCUCGAGGAGCCUUCAUGCAGCUUGUGGAAGUGGCCGAGGGUUUCAGCCAGGACCUGGGCUGCGACCACAUCCUAGUGAUAGACUCAGGGGGGUGGAUUGGUGGGGCCUUGACCGCGGCGGGGGAGAGGUUUGAGCUGGAGGCCUCCCUGGCUACUCUCAUUAUGGGCCUGAGCAACGUCACUGUGGUCAGCUUAGCAGAAACAAGGGCUGUUCCGCUGGCUCUCCUGCAUGCCUUCCUGAGGCUGGAGACCACGGGCCAUGCUCCCAGCUAUCAGUUUGUGUAUCAGAACCUUCACGGCUCAUCUGUCCCCGGUCCCCAGCUGAGAGAUGGGCGUCAGUGCCCAGAGCCACGGAGUGAUGGGGGCCUGGCUGUCGCCUGCAGGGAAACACGAGGGGACAGUGUGCGGACACUGGCUGACGUGGCCUUUGGUGACCCUGAGAAACAGCACGUCUGGCACAUUCCUGGCCUGUGGCAUGGGGUGCCCCCUAUGGCUCCCGUGAACUUGGGGUACAGUGAAGCCAUUUUUGAAUUGAAGAGAUGUCUGCUAGAAAACAUCAGGAAUGGUCUGUCCAAUCAAAACAAAAACAUCCAACAGCUCAUUGAGCUGGUGAGGCGUCUCUGA
Chrysochloris asiatica (Cape golden mole) is the source of this 2748-nucleotide messenger RNA. RefSeq names its product upregulator of cell proliferation (gene URGCP). The transcript is spliced from 4 exons. The coding region runs from base 82 to 2748 and encodes 888 amino acids. NCBI's taxonomy places the organism in Eukaryota, Metazoa, Chordata, Mammalia, Afrosoricida, Chrysochloridae. Gene Ontology annotation, molecular function: GTP binding. The record is from RefSeq and is a predicted model, not a curated record.